This is a messenger RNA of Xenia sp. Carnegie-2017, 3869 nucleotides long. RefSeq names its product dual serine/threonine and tyrosine protein kinase-like. Gene Ontology annotation, biological process: protein phosphorylation. NCBI's taxonomy places the organism in Eukaryota, Metazoa, Cnidaria, Anthozoa, Malacalcyonacea, Xeniidae. The record is from RefSeq and is a predicted model, not a curated record. Gene Ontology annotation, molecular function: protein kinase activity; ATP binding. The transcript is spliced from 10 exons. Bases 110 to 3262 code for a protein of 1050 amino acids.
GCGUCAUAACAAGAACAACUUGCAAUUGAGAGCAAGGAACUGUAAUGUAGAAACGUAAAAUUUACCUGAAGGGACUGAACCAUUUUGGUAGAAUCGUUUUGUUAUCUAAAUGGCAAGGAAAAGUGUUGCUGACUUGAAAAAAUUAACGGAAAUAUUGGAGCUCUUUGAAAUCUUAAAUGUAGAAUAUGACGAUGAUCUCGACAAAUCUGAAUUGAAAAAAAUACUUCAACAAUUACUUCAAGAUCAAAGUUCUGACAAUGGACAAUAUUCAAACGGAAUCUCGGGUCUUGAGAUUAUUUGUGACGCAAAACGUAAUGACAAAGAGAAAAGGGAAAAGCUGAUUUGUUUUUACACAAAAUUGGAGGAAUGUUUGAGUAAUCUUGGAGAUCAAGAUUUGUCAAUAUUGGAAGAUCUUCUUGGCGUUGAUAUAGCAGUUAACAAUAUUCUUUCGGAAAUGAAAUCAAAACUAAUUCACACUCAAUAUUAUCUUCUAAUAUCUGGGGAAACAAGUUGUGGUAAAAGUACAUUGAUUAAUUUGAUUUUAAAUGAGGAUAUAUUACCAUGUCAUACACUGCAUAAAACUGCAAACAUUUGGGAAAUUUCAUAUGGUGGAAAAAGAACUGUUGUUGUUCACUACAAAACUAUGAAUGGUAAUGAAGAAUGUCCUCCACUACCUAAGCAAAUUCCAAUCGAGAGCAGAGAAAACUGUGGGAAAAGUUUUUCUGAGCAACUUGAGUCAUGCGUAGCUAAUGAACAGCUUGAUCUGAUUGAAAAAUUUGAGUUAUAUUGGCCCCAUGAUUUGUUAAAGCAAGGAGUUGUAAUUUUCGACAGUCCAGGUGUUGGUCAUUCUGAUGAAAUGGAUGCAAUACUGAUGAAGUAUCUACCGAUAGCCUUUGCAUAUAUCUACGUUAUAGAUAUUCCACAUGCCGGUGGUAUUGACAAAGUCUUAAAGAAAAAGAUGAAAGCCAUGGCUGAAAAGAUCAACCUUCUUUUUGAUAGCGUUGAACAUAUGAGUCGUCUGACUGAAUGCACUUUGUUUAUUGGUAAUAAAUGGGACAUGUUGAAAAAAAAGAGUAACGAAGAAAAAGAAAAAGUGAAACGAAAUGUGUACGAUGAGCUUAAAGAUUGUUGGGGGAUGCCUAAUAUAGAAAAACACGUGAUAUUCAUGUCAGCUACUGAUGCUAUCACUGUACAAGAUUAUGGUGGAAGUGCUCCAGAAUUCAAAAUUUUGUUGGAAAAUAUUCAUCAGUUGAUUCUGAGAUCAAUCAUUUUGAGACUAUACAACCAUUGGCAGUGGUUAGACACAAUAAUGUCUGAAACUGUCACGCUGUCAAACUUCUAUGACCAAACUGUUUGUGAUUUGCAAGAUAAACGUCAUCAAGUUCAACUAUUGAGCGAACGUGCUAUCAAAAUUCAGCAAACUUAUAGCAAACAUGAAACACAACUGCUGACUAAUUUAGAACGUCAACAAAACGCUCUCUCCAACAAAAUCAAAGAACAUAUUUCCUUAAAAGAGUUCGAACACCAGUUAUUUUCAUGGGAGAGCAAAUAUGCAUUUGAUCUUCUCGGUAGCAAUUGGGAAAAGACAAAAGAAAAUGUUGAUAAAGCAAUUGUUAGGAAAUAUUUACAUUUGCUUGAUGAAUGGGAAAAAAAAGAAAAGGUAUAUGCCAAGAUCCACUCCGCGAUUGUUGAUGACCAUUUGAAAAGCUUCAAUUUGUUAAAAGAAGAUCUUGAACGCUUUGAAGGCAUUGGCAGCAGUAUCAAAAGGCAGGUUGCUUACUUCAGAAACCGAAGUCAAACUUUACCAACAAAAGUUCUUGUAGGUGCAGCUUCGCCUAUUUGGCUUCCAGUUGCCGCUGCAGGAAUAUUCCUUAGCGCACCAGUCAUUGGUUUUAUGACGUUUUUUAAGAUGAUUGAUCACAACAAACACAAAUUAGAGUUUUCAGAAAAUCCAGUGAAAUACAUGAAACAACGGUCUCAAAAGUUUUUAGAGGCAAAGAGAAAAGAAGAAAUAUUAACAGAGGCUGUUCAAGUCAUGGCAAAAACUAAGAAAAUUGUUUCUGCUUAUCACAACCUUAUACCUCGUCGGAUUGAGGCAGACAGGAAGAUGGUGAAACAGUUGAAAUAUGAAACACGCAAUCAAGACAAAGUGUAUAAAGAAUACAAGAAUAUUUUCAUCACAACACAACGUUUGAGAGAGGAAAUGAUUGAUUUGGGAGAAGAGCUGUUUCCUGAAUUGUUAGAUCGUCGUGAUCUUGCCUGGAGUACUGCUGAACAUGUUUUUGUUGGCGAGGGAGAGUUCUCAAAAGUAUAUCGUGGUCACCUAAAAAUAUUUUCGCGAAGUGAGAUGACAGAUGUUGCAGUUAAAGUGUUUAACAAGCCAUUUGAUGAUAUCAAUACAAGAUUUUAUUUCAACGAGGAAAUAAAGAUCAGGCAUUUAAAGCAUCAAAAUGUUCUUAAAUUUCUGGGUGCAAUCAAGAUAGAAACUUGUAGCAAGUCAAAAUAUUGCUAUAUUUUUGUGAUGCCAAUUUGCAAAAUUAAUUUACGUGAGCAUCUGUUUAAUUCAAACUCUUGCCCGACCCAAUCAAAUGACACCAAACAAGCGAUAAUGAAAUACUUUACGUACGCAAAACAAAUUGCUGAUGGAUUGAACUACAUUCAUGAAAUGGGUCUUGUUCACCGACAUCUAAAAUUGGAAAAUGUUCUGGUAACAAAUGACGACAAAGUAGCAAUAUCUGAUGUGGGAAUUGUCGGCCAAUUCAAAGAAGCUGAGGAAAGUUUGAUAUAUCUUGCACCUGAAGUACUUAAAAAUUUAGAGCAUAGAAUAAAACCCGGGGACAUUUAUAGUUUUGGUAUCAUGCUUUGGGAGAUGUGGUAUGGUGUUACAGCUUUUCGAGAGCUUAUGCCGAUCAUACGGGAAAAUUUCAGAGCAAAAUUAUUAGACGGUCAUCGUCCUGAAAUUAUGGAGCAAGAAGUCAAUCAUCCCAAAGCUCGAGAAACCAUGGAAGAUUGUUGGACAACAUGUUAUGAGAAGAGAAUAACGGCUAAAAACUGUUUCGAUCGAUUAGAGUUCAUGGUGAAUUCUUUUAAAAACAAAAAAUGCAGCAAUAGCGGUGAGAAAAGUCUUACUUAUUGUCGUAGUUAUUAUAUGAAUGUCAUACAAAAUCAUACAUGUACUUUACAAAGUUUUGGAAUUCCUCUCAAGGUUAGUAUCUUUGUCAUGCCGAUUAAAAUGCAAGAAUGUAGCUAUAAUGAAUAUUGAAUUGAGAUGAUUGAUUAAAAUACCUAGACAAAGCUAAAACAUUGUUACAAAUGUGAAAACUCUCGAGUUCCUGAAUAAUUGUAUCCACUGUAGCUAUAGAUGAGCACAGGCUAGUUGCUAUUUGGGUAGGGAAUUAAGGAAAACCGUAAAACGAACGGAAAACAAUAAACAAUGGGUAAAAAUCGGAAAGAGGGUAAAACGUGGACAAGAAUACGCUGAAAAAAAGAAAAAAAUCGUUGAACAGCUUAAUCUUUAACGUGCAUAAAAACCUUACAGCAUUUUAGCAUUGUUUGAAAGAACAGUUCACGAAAUUAACAAAUUCAAAAAAGUAAAUUGAUUGACAUUAAAUCCAGCUUGGGAAAUUGCUGUUAAAAUUCAAAAUUUUCUGCAAGUAUUUUUUCAGUAAGGGGUCUGGUAUCAAGUGCAUGUCGUGACGUCAUGUAAGGAACUCGCUUUAUUUUAUUCAAGGCAUUCAAAAUAAAUUGUGUGUUGUAAUCAUCAAUAGUUUUCUUAGAUAUUUUGAGUAUUGCAUCAUUUUUUACAAAUUGGCCUUAUCAAGUUCGUCAUCUUCAUUGUUGGAUUCAUCAAAUAAAAUUUAUGACAAAGA